CAGCACUAUUGGAGAGACGCCAGAGUACUAGGCGAGUUGAUCUCGUCACCCGUACAUAAAGCUGACAAGAUCCACCGGUCGGUAGUGUACGGGCGCAAAAUAUUUUAUGCGCUGCCGAUGCGUCGAUUUGUGAAUGUAAUUUUCUGCACGAAAAUUACCUUGAGAUUUUGGUCGUCGAUCGAGCAGGUGCAUACUGCUCCGAUUAAAUGGACUUGA
Blumeria graminis f. sp. triticale is the source of this 216-nucleotide messenger RNA. The record is from the annotation of a GenBank genome assembly. NCBI's taxonomy places the organism in Eukaryota, Fungi, Ascomycota, Leotiomycetes, Helotiales, Erysiphaceae.